AUGGCGUCUCGCGGCCCAGAAAGCGAACUCAAUCGAGACACCAACUCGUUGCGCAAGGAGGCGCGCACGAAGAAGGAGCUCCGGCUGGUAGAGGAAGACAGCGCACGGCGGCGGUCGCUGGCGACGAUGGCAGAACACCUGAUGCAGCCAGCGACGGUGCACUCCCUAGAGGUUCACGGGGCCCGCAACACGCGGCGGUCAUUUUUGGACCCGGUCCUGCAGCCGCUCGUGGACUCGGGCCGCAAUGUGGGAACGACGCUGGGGGACGUGCUGACGGAGGUGCAAGAGGCCGUGAGCAAGCUGGAGCGAUUUGACAUCUUCAAGCCGGCUCCCACGGUGCACCUGUCGGACGCGCGAGCCCGUGAUCCCCAGGCCGCGGCCACGGACCUGGACAUUGCCAUCCGGGUGGCUGAGCAGCCGCGGUUCCGGCUCAACACCGGCACAGACCUGGGCAACACCGAGGGUUCAGCCUACGGCAACCUGCUGUGGCGCAAUAUGUUUGGCGGUGCCGAGACACUCUCGCUCAGCGCGCGGGCUGGCACGCGCACGCGCUCGGCCUACAGCGCGGCGUUGUCGGCGCCGCUGGCCAGCAACCCGGAUCUGGUCGUCACGCUCGAGGGUCUCGCCUCGGCCACCCAGAAGCCGUGGGCCAGCCACGAGGAGGCCCUGCAUGGCGGUUCCCUGCGUCUCGGCUGGCGCUCGGCCGCCGGCCAUGUCCAUAGCUUCGCCUACUCGUCCACAUGGCGCCAGGUUACCGGGCUUGCCGGCACCAGUGCUUCUCCGUCUGUCCGCGCCGACGGCGGCGACUCGCUCAAGGCUGCCCUCGCCCACACGUUUGUCUGCGACCGUCGCGACAGCCCGCUGCUGCCCCAACAGGGCUAUCUCGUCCGCACGGCCGCCGAGCUCGCCGGUUGGGGUCCUCUCGGCGGCGAUGUCUCCUUUGCCAAGGCCGAGGCCGAGCUGUCCGGCGCCUUGCCCGUGUCGUUGCCAUUUUCGUCUUCGUCUUCGUCUUUGUCUUUUCCUUCCCCCUCGGGCAUCUCCGUUGGAGCCGGUCUUCGCGCUGGCCUCAUGUACCCCCUCCCCUUUGGCUACAAAGUCCUUUCCGGCACUGCCGCGCCCAGCCGCAUCAACGAUCGCUUUCUGCUUGGCGGCCCGUCCGACGUGCGCGGCUUCAAGAUCGGCGGCCUCGGCCCUCACGAUGGUGCUGAUGCUGUCGGUGGUGAUGUCUUUGCUGCUGGCGGCAUCAACGCCCUGCUGCCCGUCACGCGUGCUGGCGCCGCCUCGCCGCUGCGCCUGCAGCUCUUCGCCAACAGUGGCUGCCUCGUCGCCCUGCGCCACCGCAAGACCAAGACGCCCGACGAAGGUCCGCCGGCGCUGCACUCGGAUGCCGUCGCCCGCAGCGUCGUCGCCGCCGUUCAGGACCUCGCCAAUGGCCUCCCCAGCACGGCUGUCGGCUUCGGCCUUGUGUACGCACAUCCUGUCGCCCGCUUCGAGCUCAACUUCAGCCUCCCGCUCGUGCUGCGCCGUGGCGAGGAGAGCCGCAAGGGCCUACAGGUCGGCGUGGGCAUCAACUUUCUGUAG
Molecule: messenger RNA, 1581 nt
Organism: Grosmannia clavigera kw1407
Lineage: Eukaryota; Fungi; Ascomycota; Sordariomycetes; Ophiostomatales; Ophiostomataceae
Product: mitochondrial outer membrane protein
Exons: 3
Coding region: 1-1581 (526 amino acids)
Biological process (GO): protein insertion into mitochondrial outer membrane
Cellular component (GO): outer membrane; SAM complex
Source: RefSeq, a predicted model, not a curated record